UGCUGUCCCCUGUCCUCUCCCCGGCGUACUUGCAAGAGACUGCUGUCCCCUGUCCUCUCCCCGGCGUACUUGCAAGAGAGAAAGAGAGAAGAGAGACUGCCAAACAAGCAGCAGGAAUCAGCAGCAGCAGCAGUUCAUCGAAGCCAUCAGCCUCUUGAGCUCCUCUCUUCUGCCAAACGUGCCGGAGCUUUGCGGCAACUCUCCUCUGCUUGUCCGCCUCCCCUUGUAUAUAAAAAACCGCCGCGCUGGGCAGGUGCCGCCACUUUAACUGCCCACGUUCCUCCCGCCAUAAAUGGCCACUUCCGCUCCCUCCUCCUCGCCCCCCUCCCCGCCGCCGCCGGCGCAAGAGGUCCCCGCCGGCGGUGACCGGGGGCAGCCCCACCACCACCCGCUCCUCGCCGCGGCGGCCGCGGCAUCCCUCCUCGCCGUGCUCUACCUCCCCCGGCCGCUGCUGCUGUUCGUGCUCUCCCCCGCCUCGCUAUCCUCCCUGCUCCUCCUCCUCUCCCUCCUCCGCCUCGGCUCCGUGCCGCCGCCUCCAUCGGCGGCCCCCGCUCCUGUCGACCCUCCUCCUACGUCGCCACCGCCGCCAGAGGAGGAGAAAGAGGAGGAGCAGCAGCAGCAGCAGCAGCGUCACGAGGCCGCGCACCCGCCGCUCCCGCCGCCGCCCGAGCGGGAGAUCGUGUUCCCGGCGGAGGCCCUCGAGUUCGCGUCGUGGGCGGCCAAGGGGCGCGCCCUGGAGGUGAUCCACGAGGAGUUCGAGGCGGACUGGGGGCGGCCGGAGGAGAUGGGCCUGUCCUGGGCCUCCGACUCCGACUCGGGCAGCGGCGGCAGCGACGACGACGGCGUCGGCGGCGGGGGCGAGGGGGAGGACGGGAUGAUCGAGAUCUUGCUGGAGGAGGACAGCCUCAUCGAGAUCGACAUCUCCAAGUGCCGGUGACGGGAUCGACUGUCCCGGACGCCACACACGUCUCGCCUCCUCCUUUUUACUUGGGGAUUAAUUUCUUCUUGGUUUCAUUCCACGGGCUUUUUAACAAAACUUUUGCCGAUGAAAGCGUGUGGCAUUUGGAGUUCUUUGAGUGCGUUUAUCUAGAUGGCUUGCCGCAAUGUACAUAUAGGAUGGUGAGGAGAUACUGAGUGAGAAGCGUUGCUGCUUUCCCUUUUUCUCAAACGGAUUGCUUUGCUGAUUUGAGAUGAUCUUGAUGAUGAUAACGUAUUCAGAACCCACAGUUCUUCCGCUCU
Molecule: messenger RNA, 1239 nt
Organism: Panicum virgatum (switchgrass)
Lineage: Eukaryota; Viridiplantae; Streptophyta; Magnoliopsida; Poales; Poaceae
Product: protein SCARECROW 1-like
Exons: 1
Coding region: 293-937 (214 amino acids)
Source: RefSeq, a predicted model, not a curated record